Molecule: messenger RNA, 417 nt
Organism: Alternaria conjuncta
Lineage: Eukaryota; Fungi; Ascomycota; Dothideomycetes; Pleosporales; Pleosporaceae
Exons: 2
Coding region: 1-417 (138 amino acids)
Source: RefSeq, a predicted model, not a curated record
AUGCCCAGUGGUAACCUCUAUGGAUCGAAUGCGGCCCAGGUUUUCGAAAGCAGUGCCUUCGAUCCAACGGACCGUUUGUAUGGCACACACGAAGGAACAGAAACGCGCGUCGCUUAUAAGAUCCUUGUGGUGAAUGACGGUGUCUAUCACGCUCUUAAAGAUCUGCUGAGGAUACUGGGAAUGUUCUCGGGUCGAGGAAAGAACCCGUAUGUCGAAGACAGUAUCAUGCCAAGCCAGUACGGAUCGUACCCGAAGUUGUCAAAGAUCUCCAGAAAGGUUCGCCGGUCGAUGGCAAAGACUCCUUCGAAAUCGCGCUCCAAGCUUAUCAGCCGCAUAGAUGCUGUUGCUGUCGCGUCGACGUUCUUGGGGAUAGGUGUAUUGACCUGGUCACAUAUCUCAGAAGUCUGGGACCAAUGA